AUGUCGAACUCGGGAGUCCGUUGCGGUGCGGUGAAAUUCGUGCUGGCGGGAAACGGGGUCAAGUGUGUGCUGGCGGUUCGAAGUUGUAAAGUUCAUCUCUUUGACGCAACUGUCGAGUCCUCAGAAGCGACCAGCCGAUCACCUCCUGAUGACUUACCAGCGGCGAAGUCGCCGGGGAAUGCGGAGGCUACUGAGCAUGGCCCAGCCGGCUUCACGGAAACGCAACGGUUCGUUACUCCCCCGAAAUCCCCGUCAGCAGUUCACGGCAUUCAGGGAAAUGCCGCCAUGGCCUCACAACGCGCUGCGGAUAGGCCAUCGGAAACCGCACGAUUUCCGCAAUUAGCGGUGACGACUCUUACGCAGGAUCAUCGCGCGCUUCUGUCACACCCUAGAAGUGACAUUAAAGAAGAAGUUUCUGAAGUUCCCCGUGCAAGCGGCGAUGAUCCUGAGGUAGGACGGACAGAGAGCGGAUUCGACUGGGACAGGAAUGGUGCAGCUCACCCGCUGCUCAGACCCAGCGACAGCAGAGACGAUCAUUCGCUUAACGGAGGGACCUUUUCCGUCAGCCAAGGCGUUCCGUCAGUCAGCAAAGGUGCUCCGUCCGUGGCCAGGAAUCGGGAGGCAUCAGGUGGAAGCAACGCAAGAGAGCUACAUAGCGGCUGGGAUGCUGGGGGGAUGCUACGAUCCGUGCAUGGUCUGCUGCCAAGGAACGCACAGGCCCUGCUGGCCCCGAUAAAGGAAAGCUUCUGGACAAUCACAGCCCUCGCAGUGGCGAUUUCCGGGGCAGCGAUUCUGCUGGCAAUUACCCUCUCGUUCGCGCUCGUGCCCGCCGCAGCCCCUGGCAAUUAUCUGUCCAUGCAGGACAUUGGAGUCCCCUUCAACCUAUCCUGGCAGGGAUAUCGCACCUACCUGCAGCAGCUGCAGCCACUACAACAGCACGUGGGUCUGCCCUCCAUCCCCUUCCACCCGCUCCCCCGCGGCCCCCACGGCUUCAUCCAGUUCUCCGCCUACCGCCUCUCCUCGCGCUCUUUCGCUGUCGUGGGCUUCGGGGCGCAUUAUCUCAAGGACCAUUUAGGCGCUGUUAGAUGCUUAUGGCAGGGAAGCAAUGGGCUAGAGCUGAAGGCGGAACCCACAAUUAUCUACACCAAUCUGCGGGAAGAGAGUGACUACGAUGCAAUUGUUAUAAGAUGGUUUGUUGUGAUAUCGCUUGACGGUGGAAAUCGAGGAGUCUCAGUUAUGGCAAUGGUGUGGUGUGGUGGCAAUGAUGGGUCACACUUGAUCGCUGAUGGGCCUCCCUCAUUUCCUGGUGAGCAGACCGCACAUAUGCCUACCUUUGGAAUCCCUCCCUCCUUGUCCGUCCCAUCUCAUCCCAGUGCGAGUUGGAGGAGUCACCAGGGGAUGCUGGUGGGGAGCUCUUUCUCACGAUUGCUCACGAGCCCUUCCUUUGGACCACAUCACGCCUGCUUGUCCCAUCCCUCCGUCCCAUCCCAGUGCGAGUUGGAGGAGUCAACGGGGGAUGCUGAUGGGGACCUCAGGGGAUAUGGAACCUUACCACAUCACUCCUGCGUUUCCCAUCCCUCCUCCAUCCCAUCCCAGUGCGAGUUGGACGAGUCAACAGGGGAUGCUGGUGGGGACCUCUUUCUCACUAUUACCAACGAACAAGCCCUUCUAUUAGACCACAUCACUCCUGCGUUUCCCAUCCCUCCUCCAUCCCAUCCCAGUGCGAGUUGGUCGAGUCAACAGGGGAUGCUGGUGGCGACCUCUUUCUCGAUAUUGCUAGCGAGCCCUUCCUCGCUCUCAGGUGAUUCUUCUGCUGAUCUCAGAGAGAGCUCCGCCCUGCAGCAUGCCAUUGUGCCGCCCGACUUUGACCGCCUGCCGCAUGUGCUGACGAUAUGCGCCGUGCGCAUGGGGCGGCAGGUGGAGGCGAGAACAGUGCACGAGUGGCUGAGCUACCACUGGCACCUCGGGGCUACCCAGUUCCGCCUCUAUGACGCUGGCGCAAUGGAUGAGACCCUUGCCACAGUCCUCGAUACCUUCCUGCGCAACGACUCGUUAAAAGUCAUCCCCACACGGCAGCUAUCCUUAUACAAUAUCGAGUACGAUGCGCACUCUCUGAGCGCCCUAGACUGCCUCUACAGCACACACUUCACAUCGCAGUGGGUUACCGUGUUACCACCCGACAGUUACCUCUACGUCACACCCCCACACACCCUCCUCUGCUUCCUCUCUCAAUACGCCUCCAAGCCGUGGCUCACAUUCGGGGCACACGAGUGGAGCACAGAGAAAUGCCGGGAGGGGAUUGUGUGGGAGAAUGUGACAACGGAGGAGUGGAUGGGGUGGAGGGAGGAGAGUCCGUUUGUGGUGGAGUGGCUGGCGUAUAGGCGGAGGGAGAAUGUGUGUGAGGGGGGUGGGGAGGACAGGGAGAAGUGCAUUGGGAAGGAGGGGCAGCGAUCGCACUUCACCAACCCGAGAAAGGCUGGCGUCUUGGGCUACUAUGAUGUGCGAGAGACAGACAGCGGGGGGGAGCAUGUCAUUUAUAGCGAGAUGCACAAAAACGUGUAUCCGAACCUGCACGAGAGGUCCGAGUUCGGCCGGACCUGCCGAGAGGUCAGUGGAGCAGAGGAAUGGGACGGGUGGGUGAGGGACGUGACUGCAGCUGAUUAUGCCAAGCAGUUGAGAAAAAGCCCGCAGCCAACAGUAUGA
Closterium sp. Yama58-4 is the source of this 2703-nucleotide messenger RNA. The record is from the annotation of a GenBank genome assembly. NCBI's taxonomy places the organism in Eukaryota, Viridiplantae, Streptophyta, Zygnematophyceae, Desmidiales, Closteriaceae.